Heterostelium album PN500 is the source of this 2238-nucleotide messenger RNA. RefSeq names its product importin 9 (gene cnrP). Gene Ontology annotation, cellular component: cytosol; nuclear envelope. The transcript is spliced from 4 exons. NCBI's taxonomy places the organism in Eukaryota, Evosea, Eumycetozoa, Acytosteliales, Acytosteliaceae. The coding region runs from base 1 to 2238 and encodes 745 amino acids. Gene Ontology annotation, biological process: protein import into nucleus. Gene Ontology annotation, molecular function: small GTPase binding. The record is from RefSeq and is a predicted model, not a curated record.
AUGUCACAACAACAACAAACAAAUGAAACGAUAUUGUUAGAAUGUUUGAAUGGUUUACUGUCACCGGAUCUACACAAGUUGGCAGAACAAAAGUUGACAGAGUUGUCAACUACGAUGCCAUUCUAUGGGUUGAUGUUGUGUCAGUUGGCAACCAAUAACAAUGCCAACAUCGAUAUCAGACAGCUAUCUUUGAUCGUCUUGAAAAAGUUUAUCAAAGAACAUUGGCAUGAAAUGAAUUCGCCACAAGAGAAAGAACAAAUCAAAUCAUUGUUGACGCCAUCUAUAUCCGAUCCAUCCUCAAAGAUAAGAACUGCAAUUGCGAUCUACGAGAAGACAUUGACCGACCUCGAUGUUGAAUCGGCGGUAUUCGAAAGCGUUGUUAUUUCACUGAUUGAAUUCCUCACGUUGAUCGUAUCAAAGAAGAACAAAGCAAUGUUCCAAGCACAACUACCACAGAUCAUAAGCAUCACUCUGACAUUCCUUCAGAUGUCGGACGAUAGCGCCGACCUCUACCAAUCCGAUCCCUCACAAUUCCUCGAGCAAGACGAUGAAACUUCUUAUACUCCACGUUCACUUGCAUCGGGGCUGUUGGCAUCGCUUGGCGAUGUCUAUAAGGGCGAUGUCUUGGGAUUGGUUUAUCAGGCGUUGCAGUCGUUCAGUUCGAGCUGGCGACAGAGCGAAGCAUCGUUGCUCGCCAUGUCGGUCCUUUCUUCUCACUACAUCAACGCUGGCAACAAAAAGUAUUUCGAUUUUGCACAGUUCCUCGAGCGUCUCUACAGCUUCUUCAGCGACGCCAACUCGACUGGCGAACAUUCCGAUAUUCUCCAGGGACGUGCACUCCACUGUGCGUGUCUCUACAGCUCCGGUGUCGACAAGUCGAUAUCGCUGCCGUUCCUCAAACUCUCUGUCAAUAUUCUUCAUCAGGCAAACCAACCAUUGCCAAACAAAAUCGCCGCUAUGAAAGCGGUGGCAGCAUUCAAUCUCUCCAGUCACUUGGAAUUCAUACCCACCAUCAUUCAGGCAUCUGUAAAUCUACUGCUAAAAGUCACUGAAGAUUGUUUGUUGGUAGUAUUGGACGCUAUUCUUUUGGCACUUCGCGCCGAUACUUCGGUGGAUCACGCCAACUAUGAACCAAUCAUCGUUCCACCAUUGCUUCAGACAUGGACACAGUAUGCCAACGACCCAAUGGCAUGCGAAGCAAUGAACGACAUCUUCCAGAUUCUUUGUAAAUCGCAAGGCUGUUAUCCAGCGAUUAUCGAUCAUGUUCUACCAACACUUUGUUUGGUGAUUGAGAAUUUCGACAAGCCUGCAUACCUUGGUGUUGCUGAUCGCGCAGUAUCACUUUUGAAUCUGAUUCUCUCCAAUUGCAAAUCCAACUUUGAUGCACCAAUCUUUGAUAAAAUAUUGGCACCGCUCAUCAAUAUUCUACUUUCCAACGUGAACACUGCGGAACCAGUCGAAAAGAAUCUUAUCACUGCAACUCUUACCAUUCUACCGAUAUUUAUUGUCAGAGGUCACCAACAACUUGGACAAUGGACAUACCGUGAGGAGGUGGUUGCCCAUCUCUCGACUCGCCAGGUUCUCGAGAGUGUCCUCAACGAAUGGACAAAGUUCCACGGUGACAUUCAGAAUCGUUUGGAUACCAAUAUCAGUACGAUCGCACUGGGCAAACUCAUGUGUUUGAAUGACGAGCGUGUCGCCAAGAUUCUGGUAGACGGAACACUCAUGGUGCCACCACAACUGAAAAAGACACGCUCACAAUCGAGAAACUCAUUUAUGUCGGGUGGCGCUAUUCCAGAGAAAUGGACAAAGGCACCGUUCUAUCAAAAAGCAACCAUGGUCAUCUUGGAAACCUAUGAAAUGGAGAUUCUGGAUCAACAACAAAAGAUCAACGAUAUCGAUAAGAAACUACUGUCCAACGAUGACGGUGACGAAAACCAAGACGACCAAGAAUAUGACGAUGACGACGGAGAAUACGAUGAUGACGACGAUGAUUUCGAUGUUGAUAACUGUGAAUUUGAACCGGCCGAAGAUUAUUUUGAUUUAAUUGGUGAUGACGAUGAUAUAAAUCUAGAGGAUGACUUUGAUCCACUUGCAAAAGAAGAUCCAUAUUAUAAUAUUAAUUUAGUUGAUUGUAUUAAAGAUAUUUUCAAGACUUUCAAUAAUUCAAAUCCACUAUUAUUUAAAGAAAGUAUAUUACCAAUUAUAAAAAAUAAGACUCCACAACUUUUAAAUUAA